Messenger RNA from Toxoplasma gondii ME49, 1312 nucleotides. Its product is annotated as Mnd1 family protein. Lineage: Eukaryota; Apicomplexa; Conoidasida; Eucoccidiorida; Sarcocystidae. The transcript is spliced from 7 exons. Gene Ontology annotation, biological process: reciprocal meiotic recombination. Gene Ontology annotation, molecular function: double-stranded DNA binding. The record is from RefSeq and is a predicted model, not a curated record. Bases 103 to 708 code for a protein of 201 amino acids.
GGCAGACAAAACCCAGAUGAUGGCUGACACGAACAACAAGCCCAUUCAACCUUGGCAAAUUCUGUUCUUUUUCCGCCCAGCGUUCGUGUGUAAAACUUGCUAAUGGCCAAGUCUAAACAGACUGCGGAGGACCGUCUCCGCAAAUUCCAUGAGGCUGUUCUGGAGUCUCAGUCCUUUUUUGGCUCGAAAGAAUUGGAAAAGAUGGCCGAGAAAGCAGGCUACAGAGCAAUGCAAGCAAAAGACGCUAUAAAAGAGUUGCUUGACGAAAACAUGGUCAAAACAGACAAAAUAGGAUCAUCCUCCGUUUUUUGGGAGCUGAAGAGCGAAGCUACGGCGCAAAGGCUGUUGACCUUGGAGAAACUGAUGAAACAGAAAACGAAUUUGGAGAGUGCCUUAAACUCUCUGAGGAAAACCUUUGCUGAUACGAAAAGCGUGUCUCCAGAAGAAGUCCUUCGAGCAGAAAAGAUAUUGCGGCAGCUCUCCGAACUCAAACGACAGGUGUCUGAGGCGGUAGCUAACGAUCCAGAGAAGAUCCAGACGAUGAUACAGGAGAACGCGUACGCACGGGACGCGCUUGUCCGAUGGACUGAUAAUAUCUGUUGCCUCAGGCAAUUUAUGAAGCAGAGCUUCGGAGUGUCUGCGGACGAGGUCGACAGACGAUGUGGCAUACCACCCGAUCUCGAGGACAUGCGGAAAUUCGACCUCUGACGGGAAGGCGCUGCCAUUGUUGCUUUGAAGCGCUGGAUUCCGGGCGUUUGCUGUUGUGGUUUUUUGUGCACACACGUGCACUAUCUACUGCGUAGAUGUCUCCCACGGGGGCGACUACGUGAACCCCCCCUUCUGAAAUUUCUACGCCCACGAGCGUUUUAACACCCUGGGCGUCUCUAUCAAGUAAGGCAUACACCUUAUAAAGGUUGUGCAUCCAGGGCGAAGGCACCUGGUCGCCGGCGCUAGGGUUGCACUGGUUUAUAGUGGCAAGCUGUGACGUCGUUGUUCGGGAAGAUGGACAGCGUAUCGACAGCGUUAGGUGGUUUGCGACCUGCCUAUACAGCAAAAACGAGUGCAUGUGUCUGCAAGAGGGUAGCAGCUCAUAGCAGAUCGCCCUAUCUGUGCAUUUCACAGAAGUCCUUGACAGUAUGUAGCUGCCGGUUGCACAGAUCGCAGAAGCUAGUCGUCAGCCUGCGUCGCGGCCGAUUCAGAGAUUCCAUUGAAGGCGCUGACUAAAUGUUUCAGUCAGGCAUACGUUCCACAUACAAUGUGUCACCCUGGUGACAGACUGAUCACGGAACGAGGAUGCAGACGUGCUAGCAUU